Messenger RNA from Scatophagus argus, 2451 nucleotides. RefSeq lists its product as uncharacterized. The record is from RefSeq and is a predicted model, not a curated record. The transcript is spliced from 10 exons. Lineage: Eukaryota; Metazoa; Chordata; Actinopteri; Scatophagidae. Bases 46 to 1905 code for a protein of 619 amino acids.
GCACUUAGCCGUAGUGUAAUCGACGAUUUUCACUCACUUCUAAAGAUGGUCCGACCGCAUUUUGGGCCACCACGCUUAAAACCCAGACCUUAUGGAGAUGGUCAUGGCAAUGGUCCAAAUGAAGGGAACUACAACCCCAGCUCCAGAGGUCGAAGAGAUGUCCAGGGCUACCCAGGAAAGGCCCCUUUUAACUCAAGAGAAUCCAGAGGCAGAGGACGGCCCCCAGUUGUCAGAAGAGCCCCCCUGAUGGGAGAGCAAAGGGAGCCACGUUUCAAUCACUGGAGGUCCCCAAAUCAGGAUUCCUUUCAAUCGUACCCUCCCAAAAUGGAACCACAUCAUAGCCAGAGGAGGCCUUCACCAUCUAGACCAAACCGCUCCCCACAUAUUCCGCAUCAGUCAUCCUCACGGAGUCCUGCACAAGGAUCCCAGAGUCAAAGAGGCCCGCCUUUCCAUGGCCACCCCACAGGUCACAGGUCACCCUCUCCAAGACAUUUUCACAGUCACCUCGCUGACAGGAGGCAAGGCUCCACGGCACCCUACCAGGGAUCUUUCAGGGGCCAUAAACGGCAGCCAGGUUUUCUGCAUCAGGAGCACCGGAGUCGUGACCCUCGUGAGAAUUACAGUCCCAGAGAAAGGCCCCAUGAGCACUCAGGUCAUGGCAUGAAGCGCUGGAACGAGGCUGGAGCAUUCUCUCAUCCACACAAUGGAGAACACGGACCCUCUGGGUCACAGAGGAGUCCCAGAGAGAUCCAUGGGAGAGGCUCUAUGCCAGAGAGGUGGUCAUCUGAGCACGACUCCAGACGUCAGCGUGGCCCGGUGGAGAGGCAGGCCAGCAGAUCCCACAGUAGAGAGAGGGCACAAGAUGUCCCUCAACUGCCCCCUUUCAGAUCCCCCUCAUGGAAAGGAGGUCCAUCACCAUCAUCCUCCUACCACAGAAGCCCUCAGGAGAGGCAAGUGGUAGGACCCCGCAAGAGGAGGAUAUCAAACAUCAGCAUGCCUUCCUCAGACCCUGCCCUGGAGCAUGGUAAUCCAAAACACCCCAGGAGAGAGAGACCCCAGCUUCUCAGUAUUCCCAGGCCAUUUAGUGGUAGACCUUUGGCUCUUAGGGAUAAAAGUUGCCUGUUAAAGAGCAGACAGUUUCGAGCAGAGUCUCUCAUGAAGCUCAGAUUACCUCCAUAUGUUAAAGCCAGGCCUCGUCUGGGCGACGCUGCCCCACGAGGAAAUGUCAACUCUGUUCUUGCAAUCAGGAAGAAACGUUUCCAGUCAAACCCUAACCCCCUGAAAAAGCUGGAACCAAGGGGAGCAAAACCCCAACAGUCACCCUCGAAAGAAGAAAGCAGUGCCAGCAAGUCUUCAAGAGACUCUGAUACAGGCAAAGAACAGGUGGAGUCCCGCCGGUCCUUGAACACACACAGGUCUUCUCCCAUAGAGAAACGAGACCUUGUUGUUUUGUCCCACUGGGACUCCUCCUCUAAGGACGGCUCGCCUCCGAAAGCUCACAGUCCAAAACCGAAGACUGAUGCAGACGCCACCGCGAACAACCGACUGUCAAGGAUGAAUGAUUCCAGAUCAUCGCCUGAAGACCGAAAACGGAGCUAUUUGGAUAAGAGGAUGUUUAGACCAUUUAAUAUGAUGCAGGACAACCACAGAAGUGGGAAGCCCUUCAGGAGACCAGGACCCGGCCCCAUGCAGAGACCAAAAGUCACUGGUGGUCUGAGGAGGACAGGCCCUGAACUGUUCGGAAAUGUUAGAAGACCACUCAUGGAGACCUUAGUGCCACGACCGUUCCCAAAUCAGAGGCCAGUGUUCAGAAAAAGCCAAAGUAUCAUGUCCAAGUACCGCACCAUGAGAGUGAUGCGUCAGCGUCCGCCAUACAACCGAGGACCCAACCAACAGCGCUGGUGACGUGCUCUAGUCCCACAUUUGGCAGACAUGAUACAGGAAAACAUGGAAUAACGUCGUCUCUGCUGGAUGGACUGCACAAUUUUUUUCUCCCUGCAAUCCCAUCCUGCCUGUAUAUUGUGGGAGUUUUGUUGCUUACUUUUGUUCUCUGCUACAAGUGUUUCAGUUGAGUUUUUGAAAUACUGUGGCACUUUUUGUUUUAGAAUAUUUGUAACAUAUUUACAUUAUACUGUCCUGUUUUUUUCUGGUGUGUAAUUAUUUAGGACUUUCUGCUUGUUUAUAUUGCAGUCUUCAUUUUACAGAAAUAGUUUUAGCAUUUUUUUUUUGUUGACCAGCAGUAGUUGAUGUAAAAUCCAUGAAAUAUUUACUUUAAUCUCACCUUUUAUUGUUUGUGAAGAUCUGUCACCAGAUAUUUGAUUAAUCAUGGGUGUUUUGUUUAGAAACUGCAGCUUGUUGAAAGAGAAUUCGGUUCUACUUGUAAAACUUGCAUAAUCACAUGUUCAGUUUGUUGUUGGAGACUUGAAAUAAAACUGGAUUUAACACACUCUG